This is a messenger RNA of Salarias fasciatus (jewelled blenny), 3301 nucleotides long. RefSeq names its product leucine-rich repeat-containing protein 15-like. The record is from RefSeq and is a predicted model, not a curated record. Gene Ontology annotation, biological process: axonogenesis; positive regulation of synapse assembly. Gene Ontology annotation, molecular function: protein binding. The transcript is spliced from 7 exons. The coding region runs from base 1432 to 2478 and encodes 348 amino acids. Lineage: Eukaryota; Metazoa; Chordata; Actinopteri; Blenniiformes; Blenniidae. Gene Ontology annotation, cellular component: plasma membrane.
AGCCUGCAGCGCGCCCUGGCAGCGCGAUGCAUCAUUCAGCUCAGUGAUUUAUUUAAGGCGCCACUGGCUGCAGGGUAUUAUUAGAAGCUUUUGUAUUUGUGGUUUACUCUUGAUGCAUAUCUGCCAAGAACUGCUCCGUCUCUGUAACUUCACAUUUACGUUCCGUUAUGUUAUUGUCUAAGAUGGUUCAACAUCACACCAAACAGUGCUGACUACAUUUAGUCUAAUAAAUAUUAUUCCAGUUCCUGUUCUCAUUAUCCACACGGUUCUUCGUCACUGAGUGAUCCUGCAGCUCAUUUGCUUUGUGAUGGAUGAAACCUUUUAAUUACUUUCUGCUGCUGCCUUGAAGACAAAACACAAGUCAAAAUAUUCUGGAGCUGCUGGUCGGAGACAAGCAACAGAUUUUAUUCCUUGCAUUCCUGGACUGGUGGUUCGCUGUGGACGCUGCUGGUGUGACGUCGUCUUCAUCCAAAAAUGAUUCACCAUCUCCGCUUCGCCGCCACGCCGUCACACUCCCGAGUCUUUAAAGCUGAGAGCCGCUGCCUGGGUCAGAGCACAGGAGGAAUCCUGCAGUCUGGUCCGCCUGGAAAGAGCCCCGGAUCAGAAACAGACUUUGUGAAGCUGGAGAAUCAGAGUUUGGCGCCUGGUGGCCGGUUAAAGGCAAACCCAUCUGACUGACCCUCAGUCCAAGCCAGGCCAUCGGGAGGAAACCUGUGCUGUCUGAGCAACAUUUGCAGGAUCGAGAGUUUUUCAAGCAGGAUGUCAGCCUGUUUCAGUAAGUAUGAAGCAGCUGUGACAUGAGCUCCAGCAUCCUUCCUCCCGCCUGACUCCUCCAGUGAAAUCAGCUUUAACGUGAGUGGGAGAAAGCAGCAGCGAGGGAAGUUAUUUAAAACAAUAAUCAGGCAUUUGUUUGUUUGUUUGCUUGUUGGGAGUGUCACCGCAGUGUGUAGGCACUUGAUUUGUUGCUCUGCAGUCCUUUUGAUGUUUGAAGGGAUUGUCUCUGCACACGUUGGGCUUGAAAUGGGAUUAGCCACGGAUGCACUCCUGAUUUUCCACAGGCUUUUGUGUUUGGCAAAAUAAUUUAGGAAACUAGUUUUUCUGAAUGUGCUGCCAUUGGAAGUUCUAACUUCAGUGUUCCUGGGGAGGUUUUAGAGUUUUAAAAGGUACAAUAUGUAUUAUUUUCAGUAUACAACUCAUCAUCCAUCCAUCCAUCAGCGUUCAAUAACAUGACUGCAGGGUGUCUGUAUGUUAACUUUUCAUUCCCCUUCUUUCAUCGCAGCAGGUUGCAGUUUAACAAUUCUGUCAAAGAAGCAGCUGAACUAACUACAUUAUAUAGUGGAUAUCAAUGUUUGUAUUUAGUGCAAAGUGCUUUACAAACUCUACAAAUUAAAGCUUCAACUUGCAGGGAGACUUCCCCGGUCGCCCGUCUUGAUGCUGGCGUUGCUGUGGACGGUGCAGACGAUGGACGCCUGUCCGGAUUCCUGUAAAUGCUCCAGGAAGUCCGGGCCGGAAAAGUCUGAAGUCAACUGUCAUAAGAAGGGUCUCCGUGUCUUUCCCUCCCAGCUGCCCAGUGACGCCUGGAUCAUUCAGCUGGGGGAGAACGGCAUCACCGACCUGAAGCCUCACACUCUGAGAUCAGUCCCAAAGAUCGAGAGUCUCAACCUGGAGCGAAACGCCAUCAAGUCCAUCCAUCCUGGAGCGCUGGCCGGAGCCGAGCAGCUGAUGCUCCUCAAUCUUUUCGGGAACCACAUCUCCAGCCUUCCGCCCCGAGGCUUCCAGGAGCUUCUGAACCUGCGCUUCCUCAUGCUGGGCCAGAACCAGAUCGGCACUUUGAGACCGGAGAUGUUCAGCGGCAUGAGGAACCUGUCGGACCUGGACCUCCCUCUCAACGCGCUCACCCUGCUCCCCUCCGACGCCUUCAAGCCGCUGAUCGCCCUCAAAGUGCUGGACCUGUCGCUGAAUCGCAUCCAGAAGAUCUCCCCGAAGGCCUUCGCCGGCCUCAGACAGCUCCUCUUCCUCAACCUGGACAACAACAGCCUGAAGACUCUUCCCGCCGGCGUCUUCAGGCCGCUGCGCUCUUUGGAGAUGUUGGUUCUGGACAACAACUUCCUGUCCACGCUGACGGCGUCGGCUCUGGAGGGUCUGAUCAACCUGCAGGAGCUCUACGUGAGGAACAACCAGCUGGAGCUGCUUCCUGCUGACGUCUUCUCCAACAUGCCCAGACUGUCUCAGCUGGCGCUCAGCGGGAACCGCCUCAAGACCCUGGACGGGACCAUGUUGGUGAAGAUGCCCGGGCUGAAGAAGCUCGACCUCCACGACAACCCCUGGCACUGCGACUGCCAGCUGGCCUCCCUGGUGCAGUGGAUGGGGCGGACCGCAGCCACGCUGUCUCCGCGGGACGCCGUCAAGUGCGUCAGUCCCCCGCAGCUCCGGCGCAGGAGCCUGGGCGGCCUGCAGGAGGACGCGCUGGUCUGUUAGACCGAGGCCUCCACAUCUGGACCAAGAGCGCAGACUACUGGACUUCUCUGUUCACUACAUUUGGUUCAUCUCUUCUAAACCUCGUCGGGUAACAGACUCCAAGGUUUUGUCCCCCAGCAGCAUAGAAGGGAACUCGUCCUUCAUGUGACCAGAGGCAGUUAGCUCCUUUAACCUGCUAACAGCUGCACGUCUCUGACAGGAAACAUGGCUGACAGAAGGCAGAGUGUGGCGUGGGCGUCUUCCUCUGCCGUAGAUAAAACCGGAGCAAACAGGAACAACACCACAGCAACACGAGCAGGAUGUUUCAAACAGCUGGAGACUGAACAUCCUGAGGCUCACCUGGAAGCAGAGAGGGAGGCGGACGUGCAUCAGCUGGAGACUGUAGGCAGCCCGGUCUGAGACAGUCUCCACUGGAAAACAACUCAUAACACACUGUUUUUUACUGAAAGUGGAAUAGAAUUAUUAUAUUCUACAAACAGAAAAACAAGGCCACUGAAAUAUAUGCUUCAAAGCUGUUAAAUAACCAGUGUGAGCCAUGUGAGUGGACUUUUAAAUCUGAAAUUUCAUUUUAAACUAAUAAAAGAAAGAAAUCACUGAAGGUCCAACACUGUAGACUGUAACAGUACAGGCUAAUAUUUAACGAUCUGCUUGAUGUUAAUCCUGCUAAAGUGUCAAAAGCUUGGUUUUCAGCUGCAUGAAGAGACUCUGGAAGAGGAAAGUUGAGUGAUGCUGCAGCAGGUCUGCUCCUCUCGGUCGGAGCUGCUUUUCACCUCACAGAGGAUCGGCUGGAGUCGGACUCCACCCGUCUGCUGUCCGACGCUCC